CGAGGGCCGAGCCACCUUCUUCUACCCGCGGAGAGUAACGGUACACUGCGCUGUAUAUAUGAUCGGCUACACCUGCAACCCCAUCGGUUAACCACAACGGUGGCUGGACUCUUGAAGCAUUCAUCCACAGUCUAUCAACAGCUACAGUCGAUCAACGGAGAGAAAAAAACCAGAGCUCUGCUCUAAAUAGCAAUUUCAAAGGGAAAUCUUCAUCUCUCAUCACGUCGCAAGAGAACGUCGGCUACUAAUCCAUCUGCUGCUGGCCGGAAAAUAACCUAUGGCGGAAAAGAAAGCAAGGGAGAGCCUUAUUGCAGAUAAAUACAACGUUGAAGCCUCAGAAAUUCUCGCGAAUGAGGCGCAGCUCCUCCCAAUUUCAGAGGCGGCACCAAUAUAUGAGCAGCUUCUUUCGGCAUUUCCAACAGCUGCAAAAUUUUGGAAGCAAUAUGUGGAGGCAUACAUGGCUGCUAACAAUGAUGACGCAACUAAACAAAUAUUUAGCCGUUGUUUAUUGAACUGUCUUCAGAUUUCUCUCUGGCGGUGUUAUAUUCGUUUUAUCAGGAAAGCCAAUGAAAAGAAGGGAGCGGAGGGUCUGGAGGAGACUAGGAAAGCUUUUGACUUUAUGCUGAAUUAUGUCGGAACUGACAUUGCCUCAGGACCUGUAUGGAUGGAGUACAUCACUUUUCUGAAGUCACUGCCGGCUACAACAGCUCAGGAAGAGUCACAGCGCAUGACAUCUAUGAGGAAAGCAUACCAAAAAGCCAUUGUCACCCCAACUCAUCAUGUGGAACAGCUUUGGAAAGACUAUGAAAAUUUUGAAAAUUCUGUUAGCCGUGCACUGGCAAAAGGACUGUUAUCUGAAUAUCAACCGAAGUAUAACAGUGCGAGGGCUGUCUACAGAGAGCGAAAGAAAUAUGUUGAUGAAAUUGAUUGGAAUAUGCUUGCUGUACCCCCAACUGGUUCCUGCAAGGAAGAGCAACAGUACCUGGCAUGGAAGAGGUUUUUAGCCUUUGAAAAGGGGAACCCACAAAGGAUUGACACUGCAUCCUCCAACAGACGAGUUGCCUUCACAUAUGAGCAGUGCCUGAUGUAUCUGUAUCAUUAUCCGGAUAUCUGGUAUGACUAUGCUACAUGGCAUGCGAAAAGUGGUUCGAUUGAAGCUGCAAUGAAAGUAUUCCAGCGGGCUUUGAAGGCUCUUCCUGAUUCUGAAGUGCUUAGGUAUGCCUAUGCGGAACUUGAGGAGUCCCGUGGAGCAAUUCAGCCUGCUAAGAAAAUAUACGAGGGCCUUUUGGCUAAUGCGGUCAAUGCAACAGCACUCGCGCACAUACAGUUUAUCCGCUUUUUAAGAAGAACUGAAGGCAUUGAAGCAGCUCGCAAGUACUUCUUGGAUGCUCGGAAGUCACCAAGCUGCACAUACCAUGUAUAUGUUGCCUAUGCAAUGAUGGCAUUUUGUCUUGACAAGGACCCGAAGGUUGCACACAAUGUUUUUGAAUCAGGGUUAAAGAAAUUUAUGCAUGAGCCUGGGUACAUUCUCGAAUAUGCAGAUUUCUUGUGUCGCUUAAAUGAUGACAGAAACGUUCGUGCUUUAUUUGAGCGAGCUCUGAGUUUGCUUCCUCCAGAGGAAUCUGUGGAGGUCUGGAAACGGUUUACCCAAUUUGAGCAAACAUAUGGAGAUCUGGCAAGCAUGUUAAAGGUUGAGCAAAGAAGGAAGGAAGCUCUUUCCAGGACAGGGGAAGAGGGCUCAUCAACAUUAGAGGGUUCUUUGCAUGAUGUUGUCUCUCGUUACAGUUUCAUGGAUCUUUGGCCUUGCUCUUCCAAAGAUCUAGAUCAUUUGGCACGGCAGGAGUGGCUUGCUAAAAAUAUGAAUAAGAAAAUCGACAAAUCAACUCUCCCAUAUGGAACUAGUUCCGUAGGUACGGAGAAGGGUUCACCCGGAAUGGCGACUAAUUCAAAGAUAUCUGCACCAUCAACAAAAAUUGUUUACCCAGAUACCUCUCGGAUGGUGAUAUAUGAUCCUAGGCAGAAACCCAGUUCUGGAUUUCUUCCGAAUGCAACAGCACCUGGACUCCCAGCGGUUUCAGCCCCAAUACCUUCUAGUAACAAUGCAGCUUUAGCUAGUAGCGGAACAAUGAAGGGACUCGAUGAUAUAUUGAAAGUACUGCCACCAGCAUUGGUGACAUUUAUAGCACACUUACCGGCUGUUGAAGGCCCCUCUCCAGAUGUGGAUGUAGUAUUAUCUAUUUUGUUGCAAGGCAACGUGGCAAGUGGAAAUACGGGAAAGCUGGCUCCUUUGCCGCAUCAAUUACCGGCAGGCCCUGGUCCAAGCACAAGUGACCUUUCUGGAUCCAACAAAGCACGCUCAAACCAUAAUGAUUUGUCUUUCAGGCAACCCCAUUCAGGAAAAAGGAAAGAUCUUGAAAGGCAAGAAGAUGAUGAGUCAGCAUCUGUACAGAGUCGGCCGCUGCCCCGAGAUGUUUUCAGGAUUCGACAGAUUCAAAGGGCCCGAGGAGUGAGUAGCUCACAAACUGGCUCAGCAGCAUCUGGCGGGAGUGCAUUGUCGGCCGAACCAUCUGGGAGCACAGAUUGAUAUACUAUUAUUAUUAUUUUUUCUUUAUUUAUACUCCUUUUUGUAAUUCUCUUUAUAUAUUGCAAGUAAUUUGUUAGAGCA
Molecule: messenger RNA, 2665 nt
Organism: Magnolia sinica
Lineage: Eukaryota; Viridiplantae; Streptophyta; Magnoliopsida; Magnoliales; Magnoliaceae
Product: cleavage stimulation factor subunit 77
Exons: 23
Coding region: 278-2584 (768 amino acids)
Biological process (GO): mRNA 3'-end processing
Cellular component (GO): nucleus
Molecular function (GO): protein binding; mRNA binding
Source: RefSeq, a predicted model, not a curated record